UAUACUUCUCCUUGCAGAUACUGCUUCUAAGCAAGGACCCAUAGAAGCCAUUCAGAAGUCAGUCCGACUGUUUGAAGAAAAGCGGUAUCGAGAAAUGAGGAGAAGAAACAUCAUUGGUCAAGUCUGUGACACCCCCAAGUCUUACGACAACGUCAUGCACGUUGGCUUGAGGAAGGUGACGUUUAAGUGGCAAAGAGGAAACAAAAUCGGGGAAGGGCAGUACGGGAAGGUGUACACCUGCAUCAACGUUGACACCGGCGAGCUGAUGGCCAUGAAGGAGAUUCGAUUUCAACCCAAUGACCAUAAAACCAUCAAGGAAACUGCGGACGAGCUGAAAAUCUUUGAAGGCAUCAAGCACCCCAAUCUGGUUCGGUAUUUUGGUGUGGAGCUACAUAGAGAGGAGAUGUACAUCUUCAUGGAGUACUGUGAUGAGGGCACCCUGGAAGAGGUGUCGAGGCUGGGACUCCAGGAGCACGUCAUCAGGCUGUAUUCUAAGCAGAUCACUGUGGCCAUCAACGUCCUUCACGAGCAUGGCAUCGUUCACCGUGACAUUAAAGGUGCCAACAUCUUCCUGACCUCGUCUGGACUAAUUAAGCUGGGGGAUUUCGGAUGCUCAGUAAAGCUUAAGAACAACGCGCAGACCAUGCCUGGUGAAGUGAACAGCACGCUGGGGACAGCAGCGUACAUGGCUCCAGAAGUCAUCACUCGCGCCAAGGGAGAAGGCCAUGGGCGUGCAGCAGACAUCUGGAGCCUGGGAUGUGUUGUCAUAGAGAUGGUGACUGGCAAGAGACCUUGGCAUGAAUACGAACACAACUUCCAGAUUAUGUACAAAGUGGGAAUGGGGCACAAGCCGCCAAUCCCCGAACGAUUAAGCCCCGAAGGGAAGGACUUCCUUUCCCACUGCCUGGAGAGCGAGCCCAGGAUGCGGUGGACGGCCAGCCAGCUCCUCGACCAUGCCUUCGUCAAGGUCUGCACAGAUGAAGAGUGAAGCGGACACGUCUGGGGCCUGGCAGAGUGCCUGUACUCGGAGAGUCCCUGCGAUCACUACUGUAUGUAACGUUUCCACGAAGACCGCGCCGAGGAGCGGCGUCGGCCUCUCUGACCCUCCGAGCCGGCCGGCUGCCCGGUGACGGGCGUCCGCCUCCUGCUGCUCCCGUCCACGGCCCGGGGCCCCCCUGAGA
This is a messenger RNA of Odocoileus virginianus texanus, 1181 nucleotides long. The record is from RefSeq and is a predicted model, not a curated record. Lineage: Eukaryota; Metazoa; Chordata; Mammalia; Artiodactyla; Cervidae.